This is a messenger RNA of Ceraceosorus guamensis, 699 nucleotides long. Its product is annotated as putative NADH-ubiquinone oxidoreductase 24 kDa subunit mitochondrial precursor. The coding region runs from base 1 to 699 and encodes 232 amino acids. The record is from RefSeq and is a predicted model, not a curated record. NCBI's taxonomy places the organism in Eukaryota, Fungi, Basidiomycota, Exobasidiomycetes, Ceraceosorales, Ceraceosoraceae. Gene Ontology annotation, molecular function: NADH dehydrogenase activity. The transcript has 6 exons.
AUGAUCGCACAGCGGGGCUUUGCCAGCUCUAGCGCGCAAUCAUCCGACAAGCUCAUGGUUCACCGCGAUACGGACUACAACAACCCUUCUAUUCCCUUUGAAUUCAACACAGAAACGCUGAAGCAGGCGGAGGAGAUCAUCUCUCAUUAUCCACCUCAGUACAAGAAAGCAGCGGUCAUUCCUCUGCUCGAUUUGGGCCAAAGGCAGAACUCGGGCUGGGUAUCCAUCAGCGUGAUGAACUAUGUAGCGAAGUUGCUGGAGAUGCCACCCAUGCGCGUGUACGAGGUUGCUUCCUUCUACACGAUGUUCAAUCGUGAGCCCGUCGGCAAGCACUUUGUUCAGCUCUGCACCACCACACCUUGCAUGCUUGGUGGCUGCGGCAGCACUUCCAUUCUCGAGACCAUCGAGAAGCAUCUCGGCAUCAAGCAGGGUCAGACUACGGAUGACAAGCUCUUUACGUUGAUCGAAGUCGAAUGCCUGGGCGCUUGUGCAAACGCACCCAUGAUGCAGGUCAACGACGACUUUUACGAGGAUCUGACGCCGGAAACUACAAUCAAGGUGCUGGACGCAUUGAGGAAUGGCCAACCGAUCAAGCCCGGUCCUCAGAGCGCCAGACACUCGAGCGAGCCCGCAAGUGGAAGGACGGCGCUCGUCUCAGAGCCUUACGCGACUCAGCAUAAUGUCCAAGAAUUCGCGUAG